This is a messenger RNA of Penicilliopsis zonata CBS 506.65, 1708 nucleotides long. RefSeq lists its product as hypothetical. The record is from RefSeq and is a predicted model, not a curated record. The transcript has 3 exons. Lineage: Eukaryota; Fungi; Ascomycota; Eurotiomycetes; Eurotiales; Aspergillaceae. The coding region runs from base 1 to 1494 and encodes 497 amino acids. Gene Ontology annotation, molecular function: aldehyde dehydrogenase (NAD+) activity.
AUGUCCGAGCUUUACGCUACCAUCCAGACCCCCACCGUCAAGUACGAACAGCCGCUAGGCUUGUUCAUCAACAAUGAGUUCGUCAAGGGUUCCAGUGGCAAGACCUUCGAGACGAUCAACCCCACCAACGAAAAGGUGAUCACCUCGGUGUACGAGGCGAACGAGAAGGACGUGGACAUUGCCGUGGAGGCCGCCCGCAAGGCAUUCGAGGGCGAGUGGUCGCGAGUGACCCCGACGGAGCGUGGGCGGCUGCUGGUCAAGCUGGCCGACCUGUUCGAGCGUGACUAUGAGACCCUGGUGGCGAUUGAGGUGCUGGACAACGGCAAGCCUCUGAUGCUGGCCAAGGGUGACGUCACCCACUCCAUUGGCUGCCUGCGGUACUACGGCGGCUGGGCCGACAAGGUCCACGGCCAGACCAUCGACACCAACGUCGACACCCUGACCUAUACCCGCCAUGAGCCCAUCGGGGUGUGUGGCCAGAUCAUCCCCUGGAACUUCCCGCUGCAGAUGUGGGCCUGGAAGAUCGCCCCCGCCGUGGCGACGGGCAACACGGUCGUGCUCAAGACCGCCGAGCAGACCCCGCUGUCUGCCCUGUACGCCGCCAAGCUGAUCGUCGAGGCUGGCUUCCCCCCGGGCGUGAUCAACAUCAUCUCGGGCUUCGGUCGCGUCGCGGGCGCCGCCAUCUCGAGCCACAUGGACAUCGACAAGGUCGCCUUCACCGGCUCGACCGCCGUCGGGCGCACCGUCAUGCAGGCGGCGGCCAAGAGCAACCUCAAGAAAGUGACGCUGGAGCUGGGCGGCAAGUCGCCCAACAUUGUCUUUGACGACGCCGACAUCGACAACGCCAUCUCGUGGGCCAACUUUGGCAUCUUCUACAACCACGGCCAGUGCUGCUGCGCCGGCUCGCGCAUCCUGGUCCAGGAGGGCAUCUACGACAAGUUCGUCGCCCGCAUGAAGGAGCGUGCCGGCCAGAACAAGGUCGGCGACCCCUUCCACGACGAGACCUUCCAGGGCCCCCAGGUCUCGCAGCUGCAGUUCGACCGCAUCAUGGGCUACAUCGAGGAGGGCAAGGCCGAGGGCGCCACCGUCGCCAUCGGCGGCGACCGUCACGGCUCCGAGGGCUUCUUCAUCCAGCCCACCGUCUUCACCGACGUCACCCAGGACAUGAAGAUCGCCCAGGAGGAGAUCUUCGGCCCCGUCGUCACCAUCCAGAAGUUCAAGGACGAGGCCGAGGCCAUCCGCAUCGGCAACGGCACCAGCUACGGUCUCGCCGCCGGCAUCCACACCAAGAGCAUCAACACCGCCAUUCGCGUUUCCAACGCUCUGCGGGCUGGUACCGUCUGGGUCAACAACUACAACAUGCUCUCCUACCAGGUACCGUUCGGUGGCUUCAAGGAGUCCGGUAUUGGUCGCGAGCUCGGCUCAUACGCUCUCGAAAACUACACGCAGAUCAAGGCGGUGCACAUCCGCACUGCGGACGCCCUGUUUGGCUAAAAGCGGAGAUGUUUUAUGACUAUGACAAUUAUGAGUUGAUAUGUAUCUACUGACAUGUAUCUUAUUGACAAAUCAAAGAAAAUAUGAAUAAAAACCGGUAGACUGGUAGACUGGUAGACUGGUAGACUGGUAGACUGGUAGACUGGUAGACUGGUAGACUGGUAGACUCGGGAUAUUACUGCCCGAACCCAUGCCUGAACUCGGGCGAGAUAAG